This is a messenger RNA of Egretta garzetta (little egret), 2748 nucleotides long. It is a transcript of the gene ACAP3, whose product is annotated as ArfGAP with coiled-coil, ankyrin repeat and PH domains 3. The record is from RefSeq and is a predicted model, not a curated record. Bases 1 to 2748 code for a protein of 915 amino acids. Gene Ontology annotation, cellular component: cytoplasm. The transcript is spliced from 25 exons. Gene Ontology annotation, molecular function: GTPase activator activity; protein binding. NCBI's taxonomy places the organism in Eukaryota, Metazoa, Chordata, Aves, Pelecaniformes, Ardeidae.
AUGGGCUGUUUAGAACUGGGUCCCCAACCAGCAAUACCGGACGGCAUCUGCAGGGUGGGGACGGGGCCAGUGCGUCGGAGGCUUCUGCGCCGAGCCAGCUGUGCCAGGGGCUGCGGCAGCACCCCUCAACACGUGGGGAACCAGGAGAUUCAGACCCCUUGUAGCACACAGGUAACAGGCGACCACAUCAGUAAUGCGUUGGGUUGUGUGACUGGGAACUCCCGGGCAACCAUUGAUGAAGUGGAAACAGAUGUGGUGGAGAUAGAGGCCAAGCUUGACAAGCUGGUAAAGCUAUGCAGUGGGAUGAUUGAAGCAGGCAAAGCCUACAUCACCACGAACAAGCACUUUGUCAGCGGGGUCCGGGACCUGUCGCAGCAGUGCAAGAAGGAUGAAAUGAUUUCGGAGUGCCUCGACAAAUUUGGAGACAGUCUGCAGGAAAUGAUUAACUAUCACAUGAUCCUAUUUGACCAGGCUCAGAGGUCAGUCCGGCAGCAGCUGCACAACUUCGUGAAAGAUGACGUCCGGAAGUUCAAGGAAACCAAGAAGCAGUUUGACAAGGUGCGAGAGGACAUGGAGAUUUCACUGGUGAAGAAUGCCCAGGCACCUCGGCACAAGCCCCAUGAAGUGGAGGAGGCAACAGGCACCUUGACCAUAACCAGAAAGUGUUUCCGGCACCUGGCCCUAGACUAUGUGUUGCAGAUCAACGUCCUGCAGGCCAAGAAGAAGUUUGAAAUACUGGAUGCGAUGCUGUCCUUCAUGCAUGCCCAGUACACCUUUUUCCAGCAGGGCUACAGUCUUCUCCAUGAACUGGAUCCCUACAUGAAGAAACUAGCCACAGAGCUGGACCAGCUGGUGAUUGAUUCUGCAGUGGAGAAGAGGGAGAUGGAGCACAAGCAUGCGCUGAUACAGCAGAGGACCUUACUGCAGGACUUCUCCUAUGAUGACUCGAAGGUGGAGUUUAACGUUGAUGCCCCAAAUGGAGUGGUGAUGGAAGGCUACCUCUUCAAGAGAGCUAGCAAUGCUUUCAAAACAUGGAAUCGGAGGUGGUUCUCCAUACAGAACAGUCAGCUGGUCUACCAGAAAAAGCUAAAGGAUGUCCUCACGGUAGUGGUGGAAGACCUGCGGCUCUGUACUGUCAAGCCGUGUGAAGACAUAGAGAGGAGGUUUUGCUUUGAGGUCGUCUCACCUACCAAGAGCUGCAUGCUGCAGGCUGACUCGGAGAAGCUGCGCCAGGCCUGGAUUCAGGCUGUUCAAGCGAGCAUUGCUUCUGCAUAUCGGGAGAGUCCUGACAGCUACUACAUUGAAAGGCUGGACCGGACUGCUUCCCCAUCAACCAGCAGCAUUGAUUCUGCUACCGACUCCCGGGAGCGCAGUGUGAAAGGAGAGAGCAUCUUGCAGAGAGUGCAGAGUAUCCCUGGGAAUGACCAGUGCUGUGACUGUGGCCAACCGGAUCCUCGCUGGGCCAGUAUCAACCUGGGCAUUCUGCUGUGCAUUGAGUGCUCUGGUAUCCACAGGAGUCUGGGUGUCCACUGCUCCAAAGUCCGAUCUCUCACGCUGGAUUCCUGGGAGCCAGAGUUACUGAAACUGAUGUGUGAGCUGGGGAACAGUACCAUGAAUCAGAUUUAUGAGGCACAGUGUGAAGAAUUGGGACUCAAGAAACCAACAGCAGGGAGCUCCAGGCAGGACAAGGAAGCCUGGAUCAAGGUGAAGUAUGUGGAGAAGAAAUUCCUGAAGAAGCUGCCAAACGGGGAGACUCUAACAGAGAAUGAGCGGAAACCUCGACGCUGGUGUGUGAAGAAGUGCCAGAGACACAACAGCACCACAAAAGCACCCACGGCUCGUAGAAAGUACCGCCACGAAGCAGGCAAUGCAUCCCCAGCCAUGUUGUCAUCAGCUACGCUGGAGAGGAAGUUCCGUCGAGAUUCCCUCUUCUGCCCUGAUGAGCUGGACUCUCUCUUCUCCUACUUUGACACUGGUGCUGGCUCCGGCCCACGCAGUGCCAGCCACAUCUCUAUGCAGCAUCCGCUAGCAGGUGGCCCAUGGAGUGGCAGUGGCAUUGGUCCCGGUGGGAGCGGUAUGCCGUUCCUCCUGGACGGAGGUCUGAGCAGUGACAGUGGGCUCGGAGGAAGCACCGACGGCAGCACUGAUAUCCUGGUGUUUGGCUCUGUGGUGGACAGCGUGACAGAGGAAGAGUGCGAGGUGUCAGAGGAGUCAAGUGGUGAAGCAGAGAUUGAACAGGAGGCAUCAGAUUUGGAGGACCUGAGGGAGCUGCAUCCUGGCUUGUUGAUCUACAAGGCAGCACAAGCCCGAAACCUGCCCCUCAUGGCAGAAGCACUGGCACAUGGUGCUGAGAUCAACUGGGUGAAUGAUGAAGAUGAAAACAAAACUCCUCUGAUUCAAGCUGUGAUGGGGAAUGGGGCAGAUGUUAACCAAAGAGAUAUCCGGGGCCGGGCUCCCUUGCAUCACGCCACGUACUUAGGGCAUACUGGUCAGGUCUGCUUGUUCCUCAAGCGAGGGGCAAAUCAGCACGCGGUGGAUGGUGACGGGCAGGACCCGCUCAGUAUUGCUGUCCAGGCAGCCAACGCAGACAUAGUUACCUUGCUGCGUCUGGCUCGAAUGAAUGAGGAAAUGCGAGAAGCAGAGGGCCCCUUUGGACAACCAGGUCAAUAUCCCAGCAACAGCCCCACUGAGCUGCAGUACAGGAAGUGUAUACAGGAGUUCAUCAGCCUUAAUAUAGAUGAGUGUUAG